Heterotrigona itama is the source of this 2840-nucleotide messenger RNA. NCBI's taxonomy places the organism in Eukaryota, Metazoa, Arthropoda, Insecta, Hymenoptera, Apidae. The record is from the annotation of a GenBank genome assembly.
AUGCAUCGACAAAAAUACAAGACACUUAACACCGAAAGUAGAGAAAAGAAUCGUAUUACUCGUGCUAAAGAAUAUACGGAAUCGCGUAAGGAUCAUAGAGCAAGAGCUUUUAAUGAUAAUCGGAAUUUGUCAAAUAGUGCAAUAAACACUCAGGAAGCACAGAUUGAUCCAGCAGUACAAGAUCGUCUUACUAGACUUACAAAAUGGAAAGCUGAACGUGAAAAACGUAAAAGGAUCGAACAACGUAAAAAGAAACAACCAUUUGUAGUUGGUGUUGUUCAUCAUAAAAUAUAUUCACCAGCAGCAACUAUAAAUAUGACAACAACUUCAAAUGUCUCAUCUAAGCCUAUUGUGAAAAAGAUAAGCAAGGCAACAGAGAAAAGACUGAUGUAUAAAGCAACUCAAAAGAAUUUAAGUGCAGAAAAUUCUAAUAAGAGUUCGGACAAAUUAAAUAAGAAUCAAGAAAAGAAGGAGCAAUCAUUUGCUCCAGAGGGUCACAUAUUUAAAGCUCCAGCAGGAUUGCCUAAUAUACCAUUAUUCGGUAGAUUAAACAUACGAAGUAUGUCACCUGACAGUGUACAACAAUUUUUACAUCCUCCCUUGAAAAUGACAAGAUCUAGGAGCAGUACUAUUAAAAACAAUAGUACAGAAUUCAUUAAAAAGGAAACUUAUUCACCAGUGACUGAGACAAAUGAUAAUUCUGUAGAAUCUACAUCAUUAAAAUUAUUUAAAGACUCAGAAACAACAAAUUCUAUUAAUACUAACAGUAGUAAUGAUAACGAAGUGAUGAUGAAGAAUAAAAUACAUAAUAGUACCAGAAAAACGAGCUCUUCUUCAGAUAAUAAUAAAUCUAUGUCUAUACAGUCAAAUUCUCCAUGUGAGCCAGCUUUCUUUUCACCUCACAUAGUUUCUAGUCGUGGAAAAAGUAAUGCUAGGAAAGAGCAACAGUUAAAGAAAGGUCUUAUUCGUGUUCAUUCCUUAAGUGAUGAUAUUCCCACGAAGGAGACAGUUAUGAAAAAUUUAAAUAUUUCAAUUGAAGAGGAAGAACACACUGCACAAUAUUUUCAUUUUCUUUUGAAUAAAGAAAUAAAUAGAUUAAAUGAAUUAUGUGAAAAAUGGAUGGAAAUCAAAAGGCAAUCCGACACUACAGAAGAUGGUCAAUAUGAAAUAAAUCAAGCUAUUGGACAAACAAAUUUGUUAAUAAACAAAAAGUUUGAAAGAUUCCGUGGAUUAGUUAAUGAUUGUGAAACAGGAAAGGGAAAAAUGUUAGUGACUUGUAAAGAUUUGCAAGGAUUUUGGGAUAUGAUGUACAUGGAAGUAGAAAAUUGUAACUUACGAUUUGAAAAAUUGGAAAAACUUCGUGUACAAGGCUGGAAAGAAGAGGAAUUGUUUAUUAAUAAACCAGUUACUAAAAAGAAAAUUUCUAAAAAAAAAGUUGUAUCAACUAAAUCAAGUUCUAUUAGAGCUUUCUUAGUAGAAAAGAAAAAGAAGAUGAAAAAUGAUGACGAUAUGAAAGAAUUUAAACCUAAUUUAAAUCACAGUGUAAACAAUAAAUGUGACAGAAAUGAAAGUUCUAACAUAAAACAAAACAAAAUAAAAUCCAGAUCUCUUAAUUGUAAUGAAAAUAAAUUUGUGAAAAAUAAUAGAUUAAGUUUAUUACAAAAGAUACAAUUGUCUGAUACAUCAAAGAAGACAAGAAGUCCAUUAACACUAAUAAAGAUAAGUCAAAUGUGUAAAACUCCUAAGAUUCAGCUAGAUAAUUCAAUAUCAUACAUUAACUCUAAUAAGACACCAGGAAAGAGCAUAUUGAAACAACAAAAAAAUUCAAAUGAAACAGAAUGUGUAAAAUCAGCAAAUAAAAUUAAUUUUAAUGAGCAUGUAAUUUUAAAUGAAGUAUCAACUGAUGAAGAAACACAGACAAAAGUAGAUUUAACUUUAUUAUCAAGAAUAGAUAAUUUUGACUUUGAUAGCACAGAUGAAGUAAAAAUUAAUGUGGAAAAAAAGCUGAACUUUGACGAUAGUAGUUGUAAGGAAAAUGAAGAUGAUACCAAAAAAUCUCUGGAAAAUAAAAAUUCAACGAAUGAAAAUAUUUGUAAAACAGUAUCUAUACAGAUACAAAAUUCUAAUAAAUCAUUAAGGAGGAUCACAAGACAAAAUGCAAUAGAUUCAAUGUUAGAUCAAACUUUGCCAUUAAAUACAAGUACUUCUGUAUCACUGAAAAAAGACACAAGUGACAUUGAUUUAAAUAUAUUGAAUGACAAAUUACAAAAACAGUCUAUAAGUAGUACUGAGGAAACAGAUGAACAAAAUGAAACUACCAGAAUUUUGAGGAAUAGAACUAUUAUUUCAACAGAUACACCCAGACUUAAGAGAAGAUCUUCUAGAAAAAUGUCUGUUAAUGUACAAGAAAUAGAACAUAAAGAAACCGAAACUCCUAUUGAUAAAAGAAAAAGGAGAAGUCGUUUUAAAUUGAAUACCAAUGAAAGAAAUGAUAUAGAGUUGCUGUGUCACAAUUGUGAUGAUAUAUCUUUAGACAAAAGCAAGAACAAGAGAAAAUCCACUAGAAGUGUGAAGUUUUCUGAAAAAGAAUACAGUGAUGGGACAAAUAAACCAACAUUACCUUUGACUCCGCAUGUUAAAAGUAAAAGUAGAAGUAGGAGUAAUAGUAUAUGCGUGGAAAUCCCUACUUUGGAAAUACAAGAAAAACGUAAUUAUUUUAUUCUAGUUUUUACCAAACUAAAAAUAUUUAAUUGUAUAUAAUAAAUAUUUAAAAUUUAAUUUCAGCUUUGCAGCGCAUCACCAGAAGAUCACAAAACAAGAAAUUAUUAUCUCCAAUUUAA